AUGUAAAAUUUACAGGGAAGUAUAUUAAAACGUAAUGGGAAGAGCACUACAUUCCAAAAAACAUUUGCUAUCUGAAUGGUGAGAAAUGUCCAUUGUUGUACUGAAACUGGGGCUUUCUCACAACUCUUACGUCAUCACUCUGCGCCUUUACAAGUCUGAGCUGCACUUCAGUCCCAUAGAAUGAGCAGUUGGAAAAUACAGUUCAGUCUACAAUAGUCAAACGAAUCUUUCAGGCUGUUCCUUACAGUUUGUUAUAUAUAUAAAAAAAAAACGGAAAUAUUUUAAAAUGAUUGAUACCAUCGAAAAAGAAGACAAUAUUAUCAGCGAGGAGGAGGCUGCCCAAUAUGAUCGUCAGAUUCGCCUCUGGGGUCUGGAUGCUCAAAAGAGACUUAGAGGAUCUCGAGUACUUCUUGUUGGACUCCGGGGUCUUGGUGCAGAAGUGGCAAAGAACCUUAUUUUGGCUGGGGUCAAAGGGCUCACACUCCUGGACCACGAGCAGGUGACAGAGGAGACCAGACGUGCUCAGUUCCUGAUCCCUGUGGACGCAGAUGGUCAGAACCAAGCCCAGGCUUCACUGGAGAGAGCGCAGUUCCUUAACCCAAUGGUAGAGGUGAAGGCAGACACAGAACCAGUGGAGAGCAAGCCCGAUGACUUUUUCUUCCAGUUUGAUGCGAUUUGCUUGACUGGGUGCUCCAAGGACCUGAUGGUGCGAGUGGACCAGCUGUGUGCCUCCAGGAACAUUAAGAUCUUCUGCGGAGAUGUAUUUGGCUACCAUGGAUACAUGUUCUCCAACCUCGGCCAGGAGCAUCACUAUGUAGAAGAGAAGCCCAAAGUAGUGAAAGCUUCUGGUGAGGCCAAUGAUGGUCCUGAGGCAAAGAAACCAAAGGUUGACACCAAUGAGACCACCAUGGUGAAAAAGACUGUCAGUUUCUGCUCUCUCAAAGAGGCUCUGGAAGUUGACUGGACAAAUGAAACAGCCAAAAGCAGUCUAAAACGCGUUCCUGCAGACUACUUCCUUCUACAAGUACUUCUGAAGUUUCGUACAGAUAAAGGUUGCGAUCCUCAGCCUGCCAGCUUUGCUGAAGACUCAAGCUUACUCCUACAAAUCCGUGAUGAUGUUCUUGAGAGCUUGGGCGUGAGUUCGGAGCUGCUCCCCAACGCCUUUGUGAGUUACUGUUUCUCUGAGAUGUCCCCAGUGUGUGCUGUAGUUGGAGGAGUUCUUGGGCAAGAAAUAGUCAAGGCGCUGUCUCAGAGAGAUGCUCCGCACAGGAACUUUUUCUUCUUUGACGGCCUAAAGGGGAGUGGGGUGGUGGACUACUUUGGAUCCAAAUAAGUAGCCCCUGGAGAACACAGAGAGAUGAGCGCAUUAGAUGUGUGGGGAUGUUUGUGUGCUCUCAAAACACCAUGCAAUUUGUUUUCAGCCAGUGGCCACAGGCAUCAAAAUCUGUCUUUGGGCUGUACCUUUGCAUAGCAGAAUGCCACACAUUGAUUGAUGCCAGGAGCAACAAGAACAUGCUGUCCAGCUUUUUGUUCACACACAUAAAUAUAGAUGCACACACGUUUUUCACUAGGGUUAAACAAGACUAGUGACUUGUGAUUUCUACGUUUUGUAUUAAAAUAAAAAAGUCAAUGCA
Myxocyprinus asiaticus (Chinese sucker) is the source of this 1634-nucleotide messenger RNA. RefSeq names its product SUMO-activating enzyme subunit 1. The record is from RefSeq and is a predicted model, not a curated record. Gene Ontology annotation, biological process: protein sumoylation. Bases 287 to 1333 code for a protein of 348 amino acids. NCBI's taxonomy places the organism in Eukaryota, Metazoa, Chordata, Actinopteri, Cypriniformes, Catostomidae. Gene Ontology annotation, cellular component: cytoplasm; SUMO activating enzyme complex. The transcript is spliced from 9 exons. Gene Ontology annotation, molecular function: SUMO activating enzyme activity.